GGUAUAAAAUUAGAAGGAGGUGCCGAAAUGGCUGAUUCAAUUCGAAAAAUAACAAGUGUAGGAAUACCAGUGAUAGGUCACAUAGGUUUAACACCCCAGCGACAAUCAUCAUUAGGUGGAUAUCGUGUUCAAGGAAAAACUGCACAAAAAGCAUUGAAAAUUAUAGAAGAUGCUUUAGCUUUACAGGAAUCAGGAUGUUUUGCCAUAUUACUAGAAGCAAUGCCUGAACCUGUUGCAACUACUAUUACAAAAAAAUUAAAUAUUCCCACUAUAGGUAUUGGUGCUGGUAAUGGUACAAGUGGUCAAGUUUUGGUACAACAAGAUAUGUUGGGAAUUUUUGAUAGAUUUGUUCCAAAGUAA
Messenger RNA from Diversispora eburnea, 360 nucleotides. The record is from the annotation of a GenBank genome assembly. NCBI's taxonomy places the organism in Eukaryota, Fungi, Glomeromycota, Glomeromycetes, Diversisporales, Diversisporaceae.